Molecule: messenger RNA, 2229 nt
Organism: Ipomoea nil (Japanese morning glory)
Lineage: Eukaryota; Viridiplantae; Streptophyta; Magnoliopsida; Solanales; Convolvulaceae
Product: subtilisin-like protease SBT5.6
Exons: 11
Coding region: 1-2229 (742 amino acids)
Biological process (GO): proteolysis
Molecular function (GO): serine-type endopeptidase activity
Source: RefSeq, a predicted model, not a curated record
AUGAGGAUUCAUUGUUCCAUUAUUGUUUUGUUUCUUGUCAUCCUUAAUGUCCUCGCUGCAGAUGAUCAUCAGAGAAAGGUUUAUGUGGUAUAUCUUGGGGAGCACAGUGGGGGGAAAUCUUUCCAAGAAAUUGAAGAUUUCCAUUGCUCAUUUAUCCUCUCGGUAAAGGGUGGUUCCAGAGAAGAAGCUAGAGCAUCUCUAGUUCACAGUUACAAGAACGUCAUCAAUGGCUUCUCCGCUUUACUUACCCCAGACCAAGCCAACAAGAUAUCGGAAAUGGAAGGUGUUAUUUCAGUAUUUCAUAGUGAUCCCAGAAGAAUAGAGCCUCAUACUACUAGAUCUUGGGAUUUUGUCAACUUACUUGAAGCUGUAAAUGGUAAUCCAACUGGUCGAGAGGAAUUGUUGAGUAAAGCAAAAGGUGGAAAGGGUGUAAUUGUUGGUAUGAUGGACACUGGUGUAUGGCCAGAGUCUCCAAGUUUCAGUGACAAAGGUAUGGAACCAGUUCCUCGUUCAUGGAAGGGAAUAUGCCAAAAAGGUUCUGCCUUUAACUCUUCUCAUUGCAAUAGGAAACUAAUUGGAGCAAGAUACUAUCUAAAGAGCUACGAAGCCACCUUCGGGCGUCUCAACCGGACAUCAGACUUCCGAUCGGCGAGAGACGCCGACGGCCACGGAACUCACACGGCUUCAACCGUGGGCGGCCGGAGAGUCCGUAACGCCGCCGCCCUCGGUGGUUUCGGCAACGGGACGGCCUCCGGCGGCGCGCCGCUCGUGCGCCUCGCAAUCUAUAAGGUGUGCUGGCCAAUUCCCAGCGACCAAAGCAGACGGACGUGCCUGGACGCCGACAUUCUUGCGGCGUUCGACCACGCGAUCUCCGACGGCGUCGAUGUUAUCAGCGUCUCCCUGGGCGCCGUAGCCGGAGGGCAGUAUUUCACGCGAAGUGGUAUAGCCAUCGGAGCGUUGCACGCGGUGAAGCGCAACAUUGUGGUGGCGUGCAGCGCCGGAAAUGCCGGACCGACGCCGUCGACGGUGGGUAAUGUGGCGCCUUGGAUCAUCACGGUGGGGGCAAGCAGUAGCGAUCGAGUGUUUUCGUCACCUUUAAAGCUAGGAAACGGCAUGAUUAUUGAGGGACAAACAAUCACUCCCAUUAGGAGAGGAAAAUUGCUUCCACUAGUCUACGCUGGCAAUGUAGAAAUUCCGGGAACUACCAAUAACAUUACAACAGGACUGUGUAAUAAUGGUACCCUUUCAAGAAGGCUUGUAAGGGGAAAAAUUGUGGUUUGCCUGAAGAGUAAUGGCAUAUCAGCAUCGGUGGAAGUGCAAAGAGCUGGAGGCGCUGCUACCAUUGUAGGCAAGCCGUAUAAUGAAAUAGCAGUUGAUGCUUUUCUGCAUCCUACCACUGUUGUUUUUAGGUACGAGUUAAUUUCAAUUCUCAAAUACAUAAAUGGCGAUAGCAAUCCCACGGCAACUCUUCUUCCUGGAGAGACGGUUCUCGGAACCAAGCCCGCCCCUGUCAUGGCUCCUUUCACCUCCGUAGGUCCAAGCAUCAUUGAACCAAACAUUCUCAAGCCGGACAUUACUGCUCCUGGACUUAACAUAUUGGCAGCAUGGAGUGAGGUGUCAUCUCCGACAGAAUUAUCAUUUGAUCGUCGAGUGGUAAAGUACAACAUAAUAUCCGGAACUUCAAUGUCUUGCCCACACGUUUCUGCUGUAGCUGCCCUUAUUAAGGCCAUUCAUCCUGAUUGGAGCAGUGCAGCCAUAAGAUCAGCCCUAAUGACCACAGCAACUACUAAUAAUGUGGUGGGGGCACCAAUAGUGAAUUCAAAGGGAUAUUUCGCCACGCCGUUUGAAUAUGGUGCAGGACAUAUUUUGCCAUCAAAAGCAGCAGAUCCUGGAUUAGUCUAUAAUGCAACGUACAAUGACUAUCUUCUCUUCCUAUGCAGCAGAGGAAUCAACAUGGAUUCUUCUUUCAAGUGUCCCAAAAAGAAACCAUUGGCAAGUAACCUUAACUAUCCAUCAUUAUCAAUAGCCAACCUCCGAGGAUCCAUGACAGUUAAAAGAACAGUUACUAAUAAAUCGGAAGAACUGGAAGCAAAUUGUCUACUUUUGAAGCUUAAACUCGAUCGGCAGUUUAAGGAAACAAUUUCCCCACAUGCAAUACAAAGAGACUUGGAUCUGGAUCUGGAUCUGAGUAUAACAAAAGAGUUGGCAUCAAAUAUCAAGCAAGGCUGA